UCCUUUUCAAACUGUCUAUCACUGACAGUUUACCAUUUGACCAGAAAACCUCAGUAAAUUCGUAUUUAGGAGAUAAUUCAUUGUCUUACCUUCAUAUUUUAUAAACUAUUAGUAGUUGAAAUUGAAAAAGUAAAAUGUUGAUCAAAGUCAAGACACUGACCGGUAAGGAAAUCGAAAUCGAUAUAGAACCCACGGAUAAGGUGGAAAGGAUCAAGGAGAGGGUAGAGGAAAAAGAAGGAAUACCUCCACAGCAGCAGCGGUUAAUUUUUUCUGGGAAACAAAUGAAUGACGAAAAGACGGCGCAAGACUACAAAGUUCAGGGAGGUUCCGUUUUGCAUUUGGUGCUGGCCUUACGUGGUGGAAGAAACAUUUAAUUUAUAUUUUUUUAUUGUAAGUCUUGUUUAGGUCUCUUUAAAUUAUAUUAACAUUGUAUUAAUUAAGUG
Molecule: messenger RNA, 443 nt
Organism: Anoplophora glabripennis (Asian longhorned beetle)
Lineage: Eukaryota; Metazoa; Arthropoda; Insecta; Coleoptera; Cerambycidae
Gene: Nedd8
Product: NEDD8
Exons: 3
Coding region: 135-374 (79 amino acids)
Biological process (GO): regulation of proteolysis; modification-dependent protein catabolic process; protein neddylation
Cellular component (GO): nucleus; cytoplasm
Molecular function (GO): protein tag activity; ubiquitin protein ligase binding
Source: RefSeq, a predicted model, not a curated record